Molecule: messenger RNA, 2129 nt
Organism: Lentinula edodes (shiitake mushroom)
Lineage: Eukaryota; Fungi; Basidiomycota; Agaricomycetes; Agaricales; Omphalotaceae
Exons: 7
Coding region: 296-1708 (470 amino acids)
Source: RefSeq, a predicted model, not a curated record
UCUUGCUUACAUUUUGGCCUGCUUAAUUCUUUAUGUAGUCUUGAGGUACGAAAAAAAUGUUCUCUUUCGCCUGCCUUCCUUCAAUUCCCUUCGUCAUGCCUCUCAAUGCCCGAACCAGCCUCUACCAGCCUUCGUUCCUGAUCCGUAAGAGUCCGUAAGAUCUGAGAUGCUUGCUUUGACGUAGGCAAAAUGACAGCUGUCGAGUCGUCUCAACGACGCCGGACGGUGAAGCAAUUACCGCAUUCAACGUUGGUCUUCGCCUACACUGACAAGUUUCUUUGUCAAUUAAUGCAAGAUGUCUGGAUCCUCGUAUCUCCUUGAAAAGCCCAGGCGAAAUCCACCGACUCCUCUACGCUUUGAACAUCCUUCCUAUCACUCAAGGACUGGCCUCAGUAAUCAGUCAUCACCAACUUUCCUUUAUGACCUUCCCUCUGCAACCUCCGUAUCACCUCCUACUAGCCCAACCUCAGUCAAUCGGCUAGAAAGUCCGCCGACAUCUCCCGGAAGAAUCAGACCACACCGCAGUGGCAGGCCAACGCCACCUCCAGGUGGACGAAACCGUUCAGUAACUCCUAUGGGUGUUGCCACUAGCGAUUUAGAAAAGUUCUCGGCCCACUGCCGCAACUGGUAUUUCAAACAAGAUGAAGAAGCAGGUCGGCUCAUGACUCAAACUAUGGCAAAUUUGCCACCUGCUCAGCGCGCUCCCUACUCCCGUCUUCAAGCCUCUAUACGAUCUGCUUACCAUCGUUCUGUGAAUGCGCGAAGAAACGCAGAAUUUAGAGCCCAUCUCAGUGCAACACAUCCCGGUGCAUCCCUGACUCCCCAUGCCAGAGCUAAUCCUCGCGGAUCAGAUGCUCAGAAAGAGAGAUAUCAAUCUUUCGAACGUUUCGUGCGGAGCUGGUGUUCCAUGGGAAUGCCAGGCCCUCAACCAUUCUUUCAGGCGUUGUGGGCGGUUAUGCGUCUACAGACAGUGCCAGGAAAUACUGGCGGUGCAGGAAGGCACCGAAUUGAAUGGGAGUUUGACGAUGCUGUUUUGAAAGAGGCAGCAGGAAAAGAUUUCAUGCUUGAAGCUAUCGACAUUCUCAAAGGGGUCCUUGCAUUUGAAGAAGCACCCUCUUUCCGAACGUCAACACCACCUAGCGGCGAGGAGAGUGAUGAUGCAACAAUCACACAUUCACGCUCCCAAUCUUCACCAUUCUUUCCUGGACGAAAGGACUACGAUAAUAUAGUGCCGAAGCGUGCUCGAGCUCCGAGUGAUCCAUUUCUGGAUACACAUAUGCUUUCACGUUCCGUUGGAUGUUCUUCAUCGAAUAUGACCUCCUUAUUGGUAUCAAAUAACUCUGAGGAACCUCUGGUUGCCGGGUCGGCCCUCAAUGAAGAUGUCACUCCGAUAAUUGAAACCCUUGGCGAUGAUUCUGAAGAAGAGUACAUGCGGACAUGGACCUCUUCUGAUCUCACCAAUCCCGAAUAUCUCAAUCUUGUCAAAGUUUUUCCUUCCCACAUCACUAGACGAACUCUCCCUUAUUUUUCGAUUCCAUCUCCAAAAAAACCAUCGGAUCUUGAGGCGGGUCUUGACGACGCUGCUGAGGGUAAGCAAGUUCGCUUUGGUACAGGUACUCUGCGGGUCAGUUCCAUGCAGCGGACCGAUGGUUGGGAAGGUGGUUGGUGGACUAGAUUUGUUCUCUGGUGGCGACAGUUAUUCCGUUAAUCUUACGUGACCAAUUUUCUUGCUUCACUGCUCGACGUUCAGUGAUCAUGUUGUAUUUUGCAUUCUUUAUAUCCUGGGACCGCUAGGUAGUUGAUAUACCUAUCUGACCUCUGCAGACAUUUACUGGACUUAUUUUCUAGCGUUAUAUCUAUGGCUUCAGACUGCAACAGAGUACACCGGACUACCAGUGUACCGCACGCUUUUGAUUAUCAACCACCAAACAUUUUACUCAUGUACCCUGACGAUGGAUGUCAAUCCGAGGAAGAAUGUGUAUGGCGUCAGUAUGUUUAGACAUUACAGGGCAUUCCGCGUUGCUUAUUCUCUCAGGCUCCGAGGCACAAUCGUUGCUAACAAUGUUUAAACAGCAAGUAGUAUACCACAGAAAGGGACUGUAAUCGACGGAGAGCCGUCCAGCUCCGUG